AAAUGGAUGGAGAUUCUGGAGGAGAGGGCAGGAGUGGCCACUCCCAGGGAAGGGAGUAAUACCAGAGAUGUGCCGCUUCGGGACGUGGUCUAGCGGUGUGCUCGGCAGUGCUGGAUUCGAUGAUCUCAGCCCCUGAAGGUCUUUUCCAAGCUGCAGUGACUCCGUUAAUCCCAGCGCAGGGACCGGGAUCAGGCACGCCACCAAGUCCGUGCCGCAGUGCCUCUGUUGUGCCACCAGGCGGCGGCAGUGAGGGCGGCGCUGCUGCGGUGCCGCGCUGCGGGCACCAGGCGGCGCCAGCGAGCGCCGGCGGGAGCAGCACCGCCAGCCCGACCGCAUCCCGGGGUCCACAGCCUCUGGAUCUCCCUGCCAUCACCGCAUCCCGGGGUCCACAGCCUCUGGAUCUCCCUGCCAUCACCGCAUCCCGGGGUCCACAGCCUCUGGAUCUCCCUGCCAUCACCGCAUCCCGGGGUCCACAGCCUCUGGAUCUCCCUGCCAUCACCGCAUCCCGGGGUCCACAGCCUCUGGAUCUCCCUGCCAUCACCGCAUCCCGGGGUCCACAGCCUCUGGAUCUCCCUGCCAUCACCGCAUCCCGGGGUCCACAGCCUCUGGAUCUCCCUGCCAUCACCGCAUCCCGGGGUCCACAGCCUCUGGAUCUCCCUGCCAUCACCGCAUCCCGGGGUCCACAGCCUCUGGAUCUCCCUGCCAUCACCGCAUCCCGGGGUCCACAGCCUCUGGAUCUCCCUGCCAUCACCGCAUCCCGGGGUCCACAGCCUCUGGAUCUCCCUGCCAUCACCGCAUCCCGGGGUCCACAGCCUCUGGAUCUCCCUGCCAUCACCGCAUCCCGGGGUCCACAGCCUCUGGAUCUCCCUGCCAUCACCGCAUCCCGGGGUCCACAGCCUCUGGAUCUCCCUGCCAUCACCGCAUCCCGGGGUCCACAGCCUCUGGAUCUCCCUGCCAUCACCGCAUCCCGGGGUCCACAGCCUCUGGAUCUCCCUGCCAUCACCGCAUCCCGGGGUCCACAGCCUCUGGAUCUCCCUGCCAUCACCGCAUCCCGGGGUCCACAGCCUCUGGAUCUCCCUGCCAUCACCGCAUCCCGGGGUCCACAGCCUCUGGAUCUCCCUGCCAUCACCGCAUCCCGGGGUCCACAGCCUCUGGAUCUCCCUGCCAUCACCGCAUCCCGGGGUCCACAGCCUCUGGAUCUCCCUGCCAUCACCGCAUCCCGGGGUCCACAGCCUCUGGAUCUCCCUGCCAUCACCGCAUCCCGGGGUCCACAGCCUCUGGAUCUCCCUGCCAUCACCGCAUCCCGGGGUCCACAGCCUCUGGAUCUCCCUGCCAUCACCGCAUCCCGGGGUCCACAGCCUCUGGAUCUCCCUGCCAUCACCGCAUCCCGGGAUCCACAGCCUCUGGAUCUCCCUGCCAUCACCGCAUCCCAGCAUCCACAGCCUCUGGAUCUCCCUGCCAACACCGCAUCCCGGCGUCCACAGCCUCUGGAUCGCCUGCCAACACCGCAUCCCAGCAUCCACAGCCUCUGGAUCUCCCUGCCAUCAGCGCAUCCCGGCAUCCACAGCCUCUGGAUCUCCCUGCCAUCACCGCAUCCCGGGAUCCACAGCCUCUGGAUCUCCCUGCCAUCACCGCAUCCCAGCAUCCACAGCCUCUGGAUCCCCCUGCCAACACCACAUCCUGGGGUCCACAGCCUCUGGAUCUCUCUCUGGGGGUGUGUGCUAUUGUGGGGAGCUGAGGAGGGGAACUCAUUGCAGCACCCAGAGCGGGACGGGGUCCACAGCCUCUGGAUCUCUCUCUGGGGGAUGUGUGCUAUUGUGGGGAGCUGA
Messenger RNA from Ficedula albicollis (Collared flycatcher), 1829 nucleotides. Its product is annotated as proline-rich protein 2-like. The transcript is spliced from 2 exons. The record is from RefSeq and is a predicted model, not a curated record. NCBI's taxonomy places the organism in Eukaryota, Metazoa, Chordata, Aves, Passeriformes, Muscicapidae. The coding region runs from base 120 to 1829 and encodes 569 amino acids.